Molecule: messenger RNA, 934 nt
Organism: Chiloscyllium plagiosum (whitespotted bambooshark)
Lineage: Eukaryota; Metazoa; Chordata; Chondrichthyes; Orectolobiformes; Hemiscylliidae
Source: RefSeq, a predicted model, not a curated record
UUAUUAACUAGGCAAGGCGGAGCGGCUACCGAUAAAAUCCACAGUCAGUGAGUCCUUUACCUUCGGCGGAACUCCUUAUAUCUGGAGCUCCUUAUUACCGCUUCCCUUCACCCUUUUUCUUUUCCCACCCCCCCCCACCCCUCUCCCUUCCUCCUCGGCUAUUGUUCACCCGAGAUUAAAAGAAGCCUGGGAUUAAAAAAAAUAUAUUUUACGAAAAACCGCAAACGGAAAAAAAAUCAAUCAAAAAUCUUACUGAGGUUUUAGGCUUCACUCUACCUCUCAACAGUCUCCUUUUUCCCCCCGCCUCCUCCUCUCUCGCUCUCCAUCGCACACCACCUCCACGUUUUCCAUUCCUCCUCCUGUGGGAGGGACGCCGCGAGGGUAAGCAGCUUCCAACCGUCCUUUGGUUUUUGAAGAGUAACGGCUGGGAGGGCGCGCGCCGCUUCCGCGAGCGAGGACCUGCUUUAAGGGAAGCCAACUUUCAGCAACUCUUCGACCACCCUCCGUUCCUCGAGACAACAUGGCACGGGCAAAGGCCAAGGAGGCCGAUGGAGACUGGAAGAAAUUCCUCUGGGAUUCCGAGAAAAAACAAUUUCUAGGCCGGACCGGUAGCAGUUGGUUCAAGAUAUUCUUGUUCUACUUGAUUUUUUAUGGGUGCCUUGCUGGGAUCUUCAUCGGAACAAUUCAAGUGUUGCUGCUCACUAUUAGUGAUUUCGAACCGAAAUAUCAGGACAGAAUUGCACCUCCAGGACUAUCUCAUACACCAUAUUCAGCAAAAACCGAAAUCUCCUUUAGUGUGUCAAACCCAAAGUCUUACGAAAGCUUUGUGACCAGUUUAAGGAGUUUUGUGGAACUUUACAAUGAAUCCAGUCAGCAAGACAACUCUAUUUUUAAGUCCUGUGAUGGUAAGUUUAGGUAAAUUGCUCUGGUAAGC